AUGGCGAUUGAAGGGAAUGAACAAGAACUGAACUUCUUCCCUCCUUCGACGACCGAGGGUUCCUGUGUAGUUAAACCUCCUCGAUUUGUGUUUGAGGAGGGUAUUUUGGAGUGGAGAAACGCCCUGGUUGGCCAAUUCAUCGGUUCAGCGCCGAGCUUCACUUCUCUUCAGAAGACUGUGGGUCUGCUAUGGGGAAAACAAUCUCCGGUGAAAGUAAGUUUAGCUGGACCAAAUCUUUUUGUCUUCUCAUUUGUUAGUUCUUUGGCUAGGGACUGGGUUUUAGAGAACGGUUCAUGGCAUGUUCAACAUAAAUCAAUUUGUCUUAGGAAGUGGGAACCUAAUUUGAAGGAAUUGAGCUUUGAUUUACAUUGUAUGCCUGUUUGGAUCCAUCUGUAUAACGUGCAAUUGGAGUUAUUUUCGAAGAAAGGGCUAAGCUAUGUAGCUAGUGCAAUUGGGAAACCACUCCACAUAGAUUCGAUCACGGCUAGCAUAGAGAGAUUGGAAUAUGCACGAGUUUGUGUUGAAAUCUCGGCUGGUUCGCAGAUCCCAGAUUUUAUAAAUGUGAUGUUAUGUGAUGAUUCAAUAGCUAAGGUUAGAGUCUCUGUGCAUUGGAUGGCUAACUAUUGUGCAGACUGUCAUCGAUUUGGUCAUUUGGCAAAGUUCUGCACUCAAGGGAAGAAAGUUGAACAGGUUUGGAGGGUAAAGGACUCAUCUCAGGGUGUUGAAUCUACCUCUGUGGUGAGUUCUAAGGGAGGUAGUUUGGCUGCUCCAGUUUGCUUGAAUCUUCUCUCAGUCAAUGGACCACCUGAUUUCUCUAGUAUUAAGACAGACCCGAUUGGAAAUUCUACUAAUCUGACUUCUGCUGCUGAUGCUAUUUUAGAGGUUGAUGGGGCUCUUACUACUUUAGCUCCUAAUGAUGAGGCACUAGCUGAUCAAAGUUCAAAGCAGAUUGAGCAUCAUGCUCUAGUCAUUGACCCUCAUGUGAAGAGAGGUAGAGGCAGGCCUGCCAAAGAUAAAGCUGGGGGUGGAGGGUCCAAGAAUAAAUUUGAUGUUCUUAGUUCGAUUGACCCUAACAGUUUGGUUGGCGUCCCUCUUGUUGACUCUGGUAAGAAGCAGAGAGGGGCUGCUUUGGGACUUGCAAAAGUUGUGCAAGAUAUGAAGCUUAAAAAGAAGGACCAGUUGGAGAAGGAAAAUCUGGACUGCUCUAUUUGUUCCAUCUUUGAGCAAUGCAUUACUCUCAAAGGAAGUUACAAUGAUAAGCCUUUUUUCAUUUCUGCGGUUUAUGGCUCUAACAAUGGUGUUGCUCGCAGGCAUCUUUGGGCUCAGCUUGUCAGUAUGGACAGAUUGGUGGGAAAUGUAGCCUGGCUGAUUGGGGGCGAUUUCAAUGUUGUCUUAAAGGACGAAGAAAGCUCUAACCCUAUUAGUUUGUAUGCCAAUAGUGAUGUAGCUGAGUUUCAAAUGUGUGUUGAGGACAUUGGGGUUUUUGAUCAUCUUUUCAUAGGCCCUCUGUUCACGUGGUCCAAUAAGCAGCAGGGCUCUUUCCUUGCUCGCAAACUUGAUCGUGUCCUUGUUAAUCAUAGCUGGGCCGAGACAUUUCCAUCAUCUGAGGUGGAAUUUCAAGCUCCUGGGGAGUCAGACCAUUGUCCUGCUUUUGUCUGGUUGCAUAAUGAAGCUGCUAUCGCUAUGCCAAAGCCCUUUAAGUUAUUUAACUUCUGGGUUAUGCACCCUAGUUUUUUGUCCAUUGUUAGGGAUUCGUGGCAGGCCCCAGCUACUAGAAAUCCAACCCAGCUUGCAAAUCUAGAUGCUACUAUUGUUGGCAAUCUCGUUAUAGAUGAGCUGAAGAUUGAGGAGGAGUUGAAAGCCUUUAAGCAGAUGGAGCUUCUCUUCUACAAACAGAAAGCAAAGGCAGACUGGAUUAGAGAGGGGGACCAAAGUACUCAAUUUUUCUACUCCAUGGUUGCUAGCAAAAGGAUGAACAACACCAUUAGGGUCUUUUAUAGCCAAUAUGGUGUUAGACUCAACUCCUUUGAGGAUAUGUCCAGAGAGGCUAUAAAUUUCUUUCGAAAAGAGUUGCUUGGCUAUUCUCUACCUGAGGGUGCUGCCGAGGCAUUAACUAGAGAGGUCUCUGAUGUGGAGAUCAAGGAUGCUAUUUGGGGUCAAUGCAAUAAUAAAUCCCCUGGCCCUGACGGUUAUAACUCGUUCUUAUUCAAAAAAACCUGGCAUAUUGUUGGAAAUGAUUUCUUGGCAGCUAUCAGGUAUUUCUUCACUUCCUCUUUCAUGCUCCCUUCCUUCAAUGCCACAGUUGUUGUGCUUGUUCCUAAAGUCCCUAAUCCGAGUCUGGUUAAGGACUAUAGGCCUAUAUCUUGCUGUUCUGUCAUUUAUAAGACUGCAACUAGAAUCUUAGUGAAUCGGUUGUCUGCUGUUUUUCCUAGUAUGAUUGCAUUGAAUCAAUCUGCCUUUGUGAAAGGAAGAAGCAUAAUUGAUAAUACAUUACUUGUGCAAGAACUUGUUAGGGGUUACUCUAGAAAGAAAGCUUCUCCGAGAUGUGCUCUUAAGAUUGAUCUACAAAAGGCUUUCGACUCUUUAAGCUGGGAUUUUGUGAAAGUUGUUUUGCAUGCACUUGGUUUACCCGAGAAGUUCAUUGGCUACUUCAAAGGUGCUCGGGGUGUCCGAAAGGGUGAUCCCCUUUCACCCUACGUUUUUGUCUUAGCUAUGAAUGUAUUAUCUAGCCUCCUUAAUUUAGCUGCUGAGAAGAGAGUGUUCAACUUCCAUCCUAAAUGCAGGAAAGUCGGCCUCACUCACCUUUGCUUCGCAGAUGAUUUGCUUAUAUUCUGUAAAGGUUCUCUUGAGUCUGUAAUUGGUGUUCACGUUGUUCUAGAGCUUUUCUAUUCCAUACCAAUCGUUGCCAUUCAGGAUUUGACAGGAUUUAAGCUGGGCAGCCUCCCAGUUCGUUAUCUGGGUGUUCCAUUGGUUACCAGGAAGCUCUCAGUGAAAGAAUGUCGUAGUUUAAUCGACAAGAUUCGGGCAAAGUUGAACUCGUGGGCCAACAAACACCUUAUCUUUACUGGGAGAAUCCAACUUAUCAGAGCUGUUCUUUUCAGCAUGGCAAGUUUCUGGUGUAGGCAGCUCAUUCUGCCCAAGAAGGUUAUUCUUUCCAUCGAGCAAUUAUGCUCCAGAUUCUUCUGGAAAGGAUCCAACGUGCCUGCUAAAGGCGUUCGUGUCAGUUGGAAGAAGAUCUGUGCUGCCAAAGCUGAAGGAGGAUUGGGGGUUCAAGCUAUGGGGGAAUGGAAUAAAGCUCGCGCCGUUUUUCUUAUCAAGAAACUUUUGGCUAAUAAGGGCUCUCUUUGGGUGGCCUGGAUACAUGCCUAUGUGAUUGGGAGUGCAGAUUUCUGGCAGAUGAGCAUUCCCACAAAUGUUAGUUGGUCGUUCAGAUAUAUAUUGAGAGUAAGACCAAGUGUUCUUCACCUCUUUACUGGCCCGAUUCACAAUCUGAGUGUAAGAAGCAUUCGUGAUAACUUGCGUAUCAUCUUUCCCAAAGUUUCUUGGCAGCAUCUAGUGUGGUUUCCUGGGCGUAUUCCUAAACACAUCAUCAUUGUGUGGAUGGCCAUUCUUGAUCGUCUCCCUACUCGGAGACCAUCUGUUCUUUGGCUGCAAUUUUGCAAAGGACCUAUGGGGGCAAUACUCGCUUUAUGUGGUGUGUAUCGAGGGGCUUGUAGCUGGGAAGGUGAAUUAGCUUGGGCGACCUAUUGUUUCAAGGGCAAGUCUCUCAUUGCGAGAGUGUUCCGACUUGCUUGGGCGGGUCAUGUUUAUAGCAUUUGGAAGGAAAGGAAUUGCAGGCUCUAUGGAGGUAGUGCUCGAUCAGUGGAUGCGCUGCUGCAGGAUAUCAAAGCUGUUAUUCAGAUUCGGUUGGAGAGAAGUACCAUUUGUAGAUCUGACGAGUGUAAUGCUGCUCUUUGUGCUCGUUGGGAUAUUGCUUAG
Messenger RNA from Hibiscus syriacus, 3978 nucleotides. RefSeq lists its product as uncharacterized. Lineage: Eukaryota; Viridiplantae; Streptophyta; Magnoliopsida; Malvales; Malvaceae. The coding region runs from base 1 to 3978 and encodes 1325 amino acids. The transcript is spliced from 9 exons. The record is from RefSeq and is a predicted model, not a curated record.